Molecule: messenger RNA, 1573 nt
Organism: Ictalurus punctatus (channel catfish)
Lineage: Eukaryota; Metazoa; Chordata; Actinopteri; Siluriformes; Ictaluridae
Gene: alkbh7
Product: alkB homolog 7
Exons: 4
Coding region: 105-857 (250 amino acids)
Biological process (GO): DNA damage response; fatty acid metabolic process
Cellular component (GO): mitochondrial matrix
Source: RefSeq, a predicted model, not a curated record
UCAAAAUGGCGCCGACCAGUUCGCAUGUAACGUCCGAGGAGAAGCGCUGGAAAUAAUCGAAUUGAAUUCACUUUUGUCGCUUUUUUUUGAAUCGGGAUUAAAGAAUGAUGAGGGUUGUGAUGAGAGUGCUGAGUGCGUUGUGUAUAAAAACACACAGAGUGAGCUAUAAAUGUGUGUGUGAGAGUUCACCUUCCCGCCGCCAGAGUCAUAGUGAAGGAGGAUUCAGUAAAGUAGGGAUUGAGGAUGGGUUGACUGGAGAACAAGUGGAUGGAGAACACAGCUGGAUGUGCGGCUCUUCUGCAGCAGUUCUAUCAGCAGUACGCGGUAAUGUUCAGGUUCUACAGAACUUCAUCAGUGAAGACGAGGAAGUGGCUUUUCUUAAAGAACUCGACCCAGGACUCAAGAGAAAAAGAUAUGAAUUUGAUCACUGGGAUGAUGCGAUUCACGGGUUCAGAGAGACGGAGCGGCUGCAGUGGGGUGGAGUCUGUGCCGGUGUACUGGAGCGGCUCCGAGCAGUGGCGUUUCCUGAAGGAAGUCCGUUACUGGGUCCGGUUCACGUUCUGGAUCUGGAUAAGUCCGGGUUCAUCAAACCUCAUGUAGAUAGUGUGAAGUUUUGUGGAAGCACGAUCUCCGGUCUGAGUCUUUUGUCUGACAGCGUCAUGCGUCUGGUCCGCGAAGAGAAUUCAGCAGACUGGGUGGAUCUGCUCUUAACCCGUCGUUCUCUCUAUAUAUUGAGAGAUGAAGUUCGGUUUAAAUUUACUCAUGAAAUCCUGAAGGAUAAGGAUUCCUUCUUCUUGGGACGGAGAAUUCCUCGACAUCGACGCAUCGCAGUUAUCUGCCGGAAUCUUCCGCUUUAGACUUUCACCAUGUUGUAGUGAAGUCUGUGUUUAAUAAUAGACUGUAAAACAUCAUGAUUGUCUGACCUUUGUAAAUUCUAAUGAACAAAUUCAUCAUGAACAUCAUUUUAGAUUAAAUUUGUGUCAUUAUAAGCGAUUUCUAUUAUUUUCAUCUUAUAUGGGUUAUUUUAAUUGAUGUAAAUUUGUUAGGUUGUGGCACAAAAACAGCUAAAUGUAUUUAGAAGAAGCCUUUAUUCGUCAGAUACCUUACUGUACAGUAAAAUUCUUUUAUUCAUACAGUAUAGCCCAGAUUGUUAGGAAGUUUGAGUCAGGGGUCAGAGUCAACCAUAAUAGUGCCCUCUGGAGUAGAGGGGGUUAAGAGCCGUGUGUAAAGAUUCAACAGGGGCAGCUUGGCAGUGCUGGGGCUUGAACUCUGAACAUUCUGAUCAGUACCCCACAGCCUUAACCACCAAGUCACCACAGACAUCAAGCCACUAAAUAAAUAAAAUUUUCAAAAAAUAGUUUUUUUACCUUGUUUCAACCAGAAAGUGAAAAGCAGACUUUCAUUAUGUGUGUGUGACUUUAAAGAUACAGCAGAUCAUUCAGUGUCAGAAUCGACCAAUCAGAAUGAAUGCAUGUACUAAUAUAAAACUAUAAAGUGCUUGAUUAAAGCUAAAACAACAGGAGACGAGUCUGAGUGUCACUGAAGAGCGGAAAAUAAACACAACAGUAAACUU